This is a messenger RNA of Aspergillus tanneri, 1872 nucleotides long. Its product is annotated as putative mucin. The record is from RefSeq and is a predicted model, not a curated record. Gene Ontology annotation, biological process: regulation of cyclin-dependent protein serine/threonine kinase activity. Gene Ontology annotation, cellular component: nucleus; cyclin-dependent protein kinase holoenzyme complex. The coding region runs from base 1 to 1872 and encodes 623 amino acids. The transcript is spliced from 3 exons. Lineage: Eukaryota; Fungi; Ascomycota; Eurotiomycetes; Eurotiales; Aspergillaceae. Gene Ontology annotation, molecular function: protein kinase binding; cyclin-dependent protein serine/threonine kinase regulator activity.
AUGUCUCUCCCGAUUCUCUCCUCGCAGCCGUUCCCUCAUCCGACCACCCCCGCCAUCCCUCUCUACUCGCGGACAGGAGGUUCGACGUGUGCAAGGAAAUCACAACGACAGGCUAUUCCGGAGCUCUCUGAUCGUAACUGGACUGCUCCUCUUCGGGACGGUCUACCUACUCCCCCUAGCGACAUGAACGGGGUGGCCUACAACAGCAUUCCACCUGCCAACUAUGGAAUUACACUUCCUUCGUACGCAAAACCGCCUGCAUACUCCCGUAUCAAUUCUGGCUCCUCGACUGGCAUAGUCCCUUCAGCCUCAGCAAACCAUUCGAAGAGCCAGCCGCUGCUGCACGAUGCUCCCGCCUCUGAACCCAGUUACCAGAAGAAAGACUAUACCAAUUCCGUGGCUUCCUACUUAACAGUCCCGCCAUCUAUCAACAAUAGCAAAGGGAGUCUGACUGAAUUCGCUGCUCAGAUGACAUGUCUAUUCUGGUUCGAAAGCACUGCGAAGUUGCGGGCCAUUGAGGAACACCUGAAUCCUGUCCUCUCCCUUGUUCCCGAAGCAAUCCCCUCCGCCGGUUUCCAAAAAUGGGUGACGAAUAUUCUCUCGACGACGCAAGUCAGCCACAAUGUGAUCCUCCUAGCGCUGCUAUUCGUUUAUCGAUUGAAGAAGUUCAAUUCCGGUGUCCGAGGGAAGAAAGGCAGUGAAUAUAGACUGGUGACUAUCGCACUAAUGUUGGGGAACAAAUUUCUUGAUGAUAAUACAUACACGAAUAAAACAUGGGCUGAAGUUUCCGGGAUUUCCGUGCAAGAAAUACAUAUUAUGGAAGUGGAGUUUCUUAGCAACGUUCGAUAUAAUCUCUUUGUUUCCGAAGAGGAAUGGACUCAGUGGCAUGUCAAACUCGGACUCUUCGCGGAUUUCAACAAUGCACUCGUUGCCCCGGAAAAGAACGGUUCACCUACCCCAGUGCUUCGUAUCUCGCCCAGUGUGGGCCCAUCACCUCGAAUGCAAGCGUCGCCUACCUCCAAACUACCUUCUCCACCUGCUGUGGAUUCUCUACAUGCUUCCACUUGGAACUUACCAGUGAACCUUUCGGCCUACUCGAAUGCCCCUCAGUUUAGCAAUGAAAUCCCUCAGGUAAACUCUCGGAAGCGCUCUCGGGACGAGCAAGUUGGAGAAACCCCGUCAAAGAGGAUGGCAAUUCCGAAUGCCAUUCCUACUCCCACGUCGACGCUACCUCCAUCGUCGGCCCUAACUGGGCUGUCGGCUUUGCCUCCUGUCCUAACGCCAGUGUCGGCACCCUCCACAGCUUCAGCAGUGGCUGUUUCUCGACUUCCGCGUCCCAGUUUCCCUUCCUUCUCUCACAACCUGAACCCGAGCAUUCCGGCAUCCGUGCCUCAAAUCACCCCUUCUACCAGCCGAGCUAUACCGCCACUCUACAACCCCAACUGGGCUUCUCAAGUCUCCCCAUCGACGGGCAUGCCUCCUGUAACCUGUGGUUUGUACAACAACUCGCUCUCGCUGCCAGACCCUGCCAGGCAGCACAAUAGCCCGUUCGGCGUAUCGUCAGCCACCGUCUCACCAGCCAUAUCUGCGUAUUCCAUGCAUACGCCCCAGACGAAUCUGUCACCGUCGUUCUUCCUGGCGAACCGGAACUCGCCGUACAGGCCAGUGCGUAAUGUCAACACUCUUCUGAUCCCGCCCCCGUCAACUUUCCAACAACAGCGCAGUGUUCCAUUUGAUCAUAUGCACUACCAGCCGCUAGGGAAGACUGCGGCAGAGCGAAAGACUGGUUUAUUGCCUUAUCUUCACAGUGAAGCUUGGCCACAGGGGUCUUUUCUUCCUGCAUUUCAUGUUACCCCGAACUACUCGAAUUGA